Molecule: messenger RNA, 498 nt
Organism: Microthlaspi erraticum
Lineage: Eukaryota; Viridiplantae; Streptophyta; Magnoliopsida; Brassicales; Brassicaceae
Source: the annotation of a GenBank genome assembly
AUGGAAAAAGCUUCAGACCAAGAAAAGUGGCAAGCCAAAGUGUCAGUUACACUCACAAAAACAAACCCUAACCAAAUCUGGCUUCUCUUCACCGAUUUCUUCAACUUCAACAAGUGGCUUCCAACGCUCGCCACUUGUCACGGCGUCCACGGCACCAACGGUGAACCUGGCUGUAUCAGAUUUUGUUCCGGCUCCUCCAUAAGAUCCAACGGUGUAGAUUCCGCCGCGGGAUGGUCCAAGGAGAAGCUGGUGGCCGUUGAUCCCGUGGAGCGAGUGAUGAGUUACGAGAUAGUGGAGAGUAACAUUGGAUUCGAGUCUUACGUCUCAACAGUGAGGAUAUUGCCACGAGGCGAAGAUGAAGGUUGUGUGAUUGAGUGGAGUUUCACCGUUAAUCCCGUUGGAGGAUGGUCUUUAGAUGAUCUGGUGAAGAAGUAUGAGAAAGCACUUGGAAUAAUCGCCAAGAACAUGGAAGACGCAUUGACAAGAUCAAGAGAGUGA